AAACGCUGUACAGGGCGGCGCCGGCGCCGGCGAGCGGGGCCGGGAAUCUCAACUGGUCCCUGCCUUCUCGCGUUUUUUUCUUGGGCGGCGAACUAUCGCCUGCACUUCUUCUUUUCGGAUGGCUGGCUUAGGCGACGCCGCCAAGGAAUACAUCGCUGGAUCCGUUGCCGGCGUAGCCCAGGUGGUCGUCGGCCACCCUUUCGACACUGUGAAGGUCAAACUGCAAGCUCACAAUACCACGGCUCACGGAAAGGUCUACAAGAAUGCAUUCCACUGCACUAGUAGGAUACUUGUUGAGGAAGGAGUAAGAGGGUUGUAUAGAGGCGCAUCAUCUUCAUUUAUUGGCAUAGCACUUGAAAGCUCCCUUUUCUUUGGCACAUAUGCACAGGCCAAACAAUUACUACAGGGAAAGACUGAGGAUUCUAAACCUCAGCUACAUGUAAUUAUCCCUUCUGCUGCCUGUAGUGGAGCCCUGAUCAGCUGCAUCCUUGCUCCGACUGAGCUGACCAAGUGCAGAAUGCAAGUUCAAGGGAAGGAAGCAAUGUAUGCAACUCGAUAUUCCAGCCCUCUAGAUUGUGCUGUGAAAACACUUCAAAGUGAAGGGGUUAGGGGUAUAUUUCGUGGUGGUUUAGCAACAUUGUUCAGAGAGGCAAUUGGCAAUGCUUUCUUCUUCUGCACUUAUGAGUACAGCCGAUAUUGGAUGCAUAACUAUAUAGAUUCUCGACGAUUUUCUGACAACAGUCACUUAGUUGUGGCAAAAGACGUCGGAAUAGGAGUCAUGAGUGGUGGGAUUAGUGGAAUGGCUUUCUGGACAGCUACCCUGCCACUGGAUGUUGCAAAAACUAUUAUUCAGACUGAUCCUGACCCUCGGUCGAGCCGAAACCCCUUUCGGGUUUUAAACAUGGUCUAUAGGAGAGCUGGUCUGGCUGGCUGUUAUGCUGGUCUAGGACCAACACUAGCAAGAGCAUUCCCUGCGAAUGCAGCAGCGAUUGUUGCCUGGGAGUACAGUGCUAAGAUUCUUGGUUUAAGGCGUGACUAGUACUGUCGUGUUGUACGGGAGAUACAAUGCGGGUUUGUACUUGUGGGCUUCGGGCAAUAUUUACUUUUGUUUUCCCACAAACUCAGGAAGUCAAUGAGUUAAUCAAUUUUCCUGGAUUAGUUGGUAUUUAUCUCCAUGAUGGCUAAAAGGGAAGAGUGGCUUUAUUUAGGGCUGAUGUAUUUCCACGUUUAAUUGCUGUCACUUCGCUUGCUACUACUAUGGAAAUCUCUUUAGGGUUUACAGAUUGGAGUUUACUUUGAGAAUUGGGAAGAACGUUGUUAGUCACUGCCUCACUGGGCAGGACACAAAUAGUCUUCCAGGAAGAGAGUGCGGUACGAAGUACAUGUCAAAACAAUUAUCCCCUUCUCAACUCCUAGUUGCUUUCCUGUACAGUGUGGUACCAGCUCUUUUCCAAGACUAGCUAUACUCGUGUGUGCGUACAGAAUUCAAAUGCCCGUGUAUUGUAAUAUAAU
Molecule: messenger RNA, 1512 nt
Organism: Lolium rigidum
Lineage: Eukaryota; Viridiplantae; Streptophyta; Magnoliopsida; Poales; Poaceae
Product: mitochondrial arginine transporter BAC1
Exons: 8
Coding region: 119-1039 (306 amino acids)
Biological process (GO): mitochondrial L-ornithine transmembrane transport
Molecular function (GO): L-ornithine transmembrane transporter activity
Source: RefSeq, a predicted model, not a curated record